AAAUGUGGAGGAAAAGAUAAUAAAUAAAGAAAUAAACGACCUUUUAACGGUCAGAUAAGGCAAGAAACAGCUCUUUCCCAAGAUUAUGGCGAGGCUGUUGUCAAGAACAUUCAAAUCACUCAAACCCCAUUCAAAUUCUCGUCCGACCCAUCUUCCCUUUGCAAACCCAACAGAAAAGUCGCGUAAGCCAUCUCAGAUUUUACCCCCAUCAUCAUCGAUCAACCCCUCGUCAUCUGAAUCACCAUCGAUUUCAGGAUCUUCUUCCAGGAAUUCGUGGGCUGUGUAUCUGAUACUCUCUACCAACUCUCCCAUCAAGACUUAUGUUGGUGUCACCAAUAAUUUCUCUCGCCGCUUGAAACAACACAAUGGUGAAGUAAGAGGUGGUGCAAAAGCAUCCCGUGCAGGAAGGCCAUGGAUUUGUGCAUGUCUUAUAAAAGGAUUUCAGGAUAAAAGUAAAGCUUAUGAAUUUGAAUCAAAAUGGAAGAGCUUUUCUAGAAAAUUGCCACGCAAAAGAAGUAGCAAGAAUCUAGAGAAUGCAGACAAUCCACAGAUCUUGCUAUUACAACACAGAUAUGCCUCUCUAAAUCAAGUCAAGGAUGUCAUUGAUUGUAGCCAUUUGGAGAUAGAUUGGCGCUUGGAUCCGAUGUAAUCCAUCAACAGCCUGUGGCUGCAAAUGAAAAGACGGUGGGUGGUGCUGUGAAGUCCUACCAGACGAGGAAUGUCUCUUCCCAGUCCCCGUUGCUGUACAUAACUCUGAAUUUAUCUGAGUACCAUUAGCAAAUGAGUGGCUUGGUCCAGACUGUCUGGUUCACAAACCAGAAAUGGAACAAGAUGGUUUCAUGAUAAUAGGUCGAUCGAUUUGUUCAACUUGUCCGAUGUCCGUUUAAUGUUAUGGUGAGUUAUAAUAAUUGUAGAAGAAUGUACUGAUAGUAAAAAACACAGAAAUGGAACAGGAUGGUUCCAUGAUUAUAGGUCGAUCGGUUGCAUGAUUGAUUAUAAGAGAACUGUUCUUAAA
Molecule: messenger RNA, 1015 nt
Organism: Sesamum indicum (sesame)
Lineage: Eukaryota; Viridiplantae; Streptophyta; Magnoliopsida; Lamiales; Pedaliaceae
Product: Excinuclease ABC, C subunit, N-terminal
Source: RefSeq, a predicted model, not a curated record